Messenger RNA from Radiomyces spectabilis, 1434 nucleotides. RefSeq names its product pyridoxal phosphate-dependent transferase. The record is from RefSeq and is a predicted model, not a curated record. Bases 1 to 1434 code for a protein of 477 amino acids. Gene Ontology annotation, molecular function: pyridoxal phosphate binding; L-alanine:2-oxoglutarate transaminase activity. Gene Ontology annotation, biological process: biosynthetic process. The transcript has 3 exons. Lineage: Eukaryota; Fungi; Mucoromycota; Mucoromycetes; Mucorales; Radiomycetaceae.
AUGAAUCCAUACAUUCGCAAUGUGGAAUACGCUGUUCGCGGAAAAUUGGCUAUUCGUUCAGACCAGAUUCGUGAGGAUCUGGAAGCUGGCGUUGGAGAAUUCCCCUUCAAGACAGUGGUCAACUGUAACAUUGGUAACCCUCAGCAGCUUAACCAGAAGCCCAUUACAUUUUUCCGUCAGGUGGCGUCGUUAUGCGAGAAUCCCGAACUUCUUAGUGAAGACAAGGCACAUUUGGUGUCCCAGUUAUACCCAGCGGAUGCUAUUGCGCGUGCGAAAAAGUUGCUGGCAAUGAUCGGACCUAGCAUUGGUGCGUAUUCCCACUCGCAAGGUGUGCCUGGUAUCCGACAGACGGUGGCUCGGUUUUUGGAGGAACGUGAUGGUCAUCCUGCGGAUCCCAGCACCAUCUACUUGACGCAGGGCGCUUCGUCAGGAGUCCAGACUCUGUUGACGUUGCUCACCCAAAAUGACAAGACCGGUAUCUUGAUUCCCAUUCCACAAUAUCCUUUGUACAGUGCUACCCUUUCGCUGGUCGGAGCCACGCCUGUGCCUUAUUACCUUGAUGAAGAGUCCGGUUGGUCCCUGGAUAUCGAUAAUUUGAAAACCAUUGUCCGUGAAGCUCGUGAUCAAGGCGUGGAUGUCCGAGCCCUCGUGAUUAUCAACCCUGGCAACCCGACUGGUCAGUGCUUGGAUUCCGACAACAUGAGAGACAUUUUAACUUUCUGCCACGAACAACGCUUGGUGUUGCUGGCCGAUGAGGUGUAUCAGACCAAUAUUUACGAGCCUGAAUGCCGGCCAUUCAUCAGUUUCAAGAAGGCAAUGAUGGAACAUCCCAACAAGAAGAUCGCACAACAGCUGGAGCUUGUCUCUUUCCACUCGAUCAGUAAAGGCAUGAUUGGUGAAUGUGGACGUCGUGGUGGCUACUUUGAGCUGUGCAAUUUUGAUUACAAGGUGGAAGAGCAGAUCUACAAGAUGGCGUCAGUAUCGUUGUGUCCCAAUGUGCAUGGACAAAUUUUGGUCGAUCUCAUGUGCGGACCUCCACGCCAAGGCGACCCAUCUUACGAAUCCUAUCAUGCCGAGGUUCGGGAAAUUUACGAAUCUCUCCGUCGACGAUCUAAGAAACUGGAGAAGGCUUUCAAUAGCAUGGAAGGUGUGACGUGCCAACCUGCUUUAGGAUCCAUGUACCUGUUUCCGCGUAUCCGAUUACCCGAGAAAGCAAUUGCCAAAGCCAAACAACUGGGGAUGGCGCCUGAUGCUUUUUACUGCCACGAAAUGCUCGAAGCGACCGGUGUUUGUGUUGUGCCUGGAUCUGGCUUUGGACAAGAACAUGGAACAUGGCAUUUCCGAUCGACUUUCUUGCCUCCCGAACACUUGUUCGAUGACUUUUGCUCCAACCUCCAAAGAUUCCAUGACAACUUCCUCAAAGAAAAUAGUUAA